AAAAUGUCAUCAGAUAACCAGUGGUCAGCAGAUGAGGACGAAGGUCAAUUUUCCCGGCUGAUCAGGAAAUCUAGAGACUCCCCCUUUGUGCCUGUAGGGAUAGCAGGCUUUAUGACUGUGGUGUCCUAUGGUCUUUACAAGUUAAAGAACAGAAGAAAUCAGAAAAUGUCCAUUCAUCUUAUUCACAUGAGAGUUGCUGCCCAAGGAUUUGUUGUAGGAGCUGUGACUCUAGGUGUUCUCUAUUCUAUGUAUAAGGAUUACAUUAGACCUCGAUUCUUCAAUGUGUCCAAAAAAUGAAGCUGCAUACAAAAAAAUACAAGAAGCCUUCUGAAAACUAUUAUGAGGAAUGAAUUUUCAAUAUGUAGCAAAUUGUACUGCAGAAGUAUUAGAGUUUUCACAGCCUGGUAUAGUAAGUCUCAAUUGUUUAAGAAGUCGACUUUCAAAGCAGUAAUCAUAGUCAACGCAAAAAUAUCCUUGAUGAUGUCUUUCAGAACCUAGAGCAUGAUUUUCUGAUUUAAAUUUUUUUAUUUUGUUGUUAGUGACAGAAGAUAAUCUAUCUUAUGACAAACCAACCUUAAAAGUAGGAGUUAGCUAUACAUAGUGGCUACAGAAAUUUUCUAUAUCCAUAUCAAAUGUGACAAUCUAUACAUUGCUUAAUUCUCCCCAAAUAAUUAAGGCUUUCAUAAACUCACUUUUAGAAUGGGCAACAAUUACAUCAGAAGAGAAUGGUCAUGUUAUUUAAAUUUGGUUCACCACUGUGCACCUCACCCUUAUAUAGAUACUUCACUAUUCUACCACAAACAUAAAUGUUUAACAUGUAUAUAUCUGUGUACUUAUUUUUAUAUUUCUUGAAAGUAUUUCUAAGAGUAUGAAGGUAAAUUGCUAAAAAAAAAAAAAAAAAAAAAAAGUCCCUUUUCCCCCAGAUGGUAAUAUUGUGGGGGUGAAAGGAUUUAGUCCAGACAUGCUAUUGUUAAUCUCGUAUGACACUGUAGAAAACACAAAAAAACCAAAGUAGACAUUACAUUUUAAAUAGUCUCUGGCCUCAAAGUCCUCUGUAACUGCCCUAGGGUUCUAAAAAGAUUUAUUAGACUGUGUUGAACUCAUAACUGUCAUGUCUCAGAUUUAUUCCCUUAAGACUCCAAGCCUGGAAGAAAAAAGAAACAGCCUGACCGGCAUGGUUCAGUGGUUGAGUGUUGAUCUAUGAACCAGGAGGUCUCGAUUCGAUUCCUGGUCAGGGCAUGGUCAGGGCACGGAGUCCACAGCCCAGGUUGUGGGCUCGAUCCCCAGUGGGGGGGCAUGAGGGAGGUA
Myotis daubentonii (Daubenton's bat) is the source of this 1308-nucleotide messenger RNA. RefSeq names its product HIG1 hypoxia inducible domain family member 1C (gene HIGD1C). The record is from RefSeq and is a predicted model, not a curated record. NCBI's taxonomy places the organism in Eukaryota, Metazoa, Chordata, Mammalia, Chiroptera, Vespertilionidae. Gene Ontology annotation, cellular component: mitochondrion. Gene Ontology annotation, biological process: mitochondrial respirasome assembly.